This is a messenger RNA of Coprinopsis cinerea okayama7#130, 2208 nucleotides long. RefSeq lists its product as hypothetical. The record is from RefSeq and is a predicted model, not a curated record. NCBI's taxonomy places the organism in Eukaryota, Fungi, Basidiomycota, Agaricomycetes, Agaricales, Psathyrellaceae. The transcript has 3 exons. Bases 1 to 2208 code for a protein of 735 amino acids.
AUGGCGCGCACCAGACAAUGGCGACGAGGUAUCAUAUGGGAGCUAUCGCGUCUCAAACACCUGAAACCGACCACCGUUCGACGCAAGGUGCCUCAGAUGACAGGUGGUGGCCAAUGGACCAAACCACCGACCGCAUUUGACGCCCUUCCCACCGAAAUCGCGACCGACAUCAUCCUCGACGUCCUUGAAGAAUGGCUCAAGUACGACGUUUUGGUCCAUUCUUACACCUACACCUUUGUCUCGAUUCGACACGUCUUUGGUCACCCACUCUCAUCCCUGUGUCAAAAUUGGCGCCGACUGUAUCUGGAAAUCCUCUUAUGCUCCCCCUCGAUCCGGAAGCAGGUCGGCGUGGACUACAUCGGUUGCACCGUUGAAGAAGCUGCUGUAGUACGAGAAUGGCAUCCCGAUUUCAAGAUCGAAGGGGCCUUGCUUCUGCUGGGGGAUCCCAAUCAACCCCUCUCGACCAUUGGCAGCCAUGGCACAGACCAGGUCCCCGACAUCUCCUUUCACCAGCUCUUUCCAAGCGACCCGGAGAUUUUGUCCUCUGUAGUAGCCAUAGAGUGGUCAGAACCCGGUACAACCACCUCUCCUGCAGGGCCACCACCUAACAUCGAGCAACCCGUACUCGACAUCUGCCGCGGCGCGUGCAAAGAUACAUCCGAGGUGGCGAAGGUGGAAGAAUCAAACGGUAAUGCGGGAGUAGCCAGCACUGAGGGGGAGGAAGAGGACGAGGAUGACGAUCCUCAGGAAGAUUUAGAACAAGAUGAUCACAUCUGGGCACUGCGUCGAUCCUUCCUCGCAGAAGAGCUCGUCUCCUUCGCGUUUGCAUAUUGUUCUCGGCUUCUGGGAGCUUUGGCAGAGUUUACCAACCUUAAAAGGUUGGAACUUCCAGCUUGGCUUCUUGCGCUGGGCUACACUUCCGUGACCCAUAACCAACCAACGACGACUUUUCCGGUCUCCUCGGACACUUCGGUCGCCGUUGAUCGUCACCUUACCGACCUCGUUGGCGGAUAUGUCCUCCCAGACACGCUUUCUUCGCAGUUAUCCGCUUUACUCCGAAGAUUGGACUACGUCAACAUCGUCGGCUAUCCCUUCAGUAUCCUCGGUAUCUUCCUCCGUGAAACCGUCCCAUCUCCAGAAUUCAAGACAUGCUUUGGCCACGGUGUUGGAUGGGCCAUUGAGAGCCUCCUUCGGGAGCGUUUCAAGCAUUUAGUAGAAGGGAUGGUAUGUCCAUCGGUGUUGAAGACUUUGAAGGGUUUGGGAUGGAGGUCGAACUGUCAGUUCGAGACGGUGGGGUUCGACAGCGUCCUCCACGAACUGCUGGGGAUGAAAAUGGCUCCAUCCGAGUCCGACGGUUUGGUAUUCGAAGAAAUCUACGCUGCAAAUGUUUCGGACUACGGCCUCGUUCCAUCUCCGUUUCUCUCCAUCCCGAUUAUCGACAGCUCCGCGACGACACUCAAACGCCUCAUCCUCGACCUUCGAUUCGACGAGUACGGGGAAAACACCCCUCUCGAAAGCAAUCGCCAAAAACAGGCGAGCAAUGGCCGCACCCGUCAUCACUGCAUGCUCCUCCGCCGCUUUGAUGAGCUGCUUCCUAACAUCGAGUACAUCGACGUCACCGUUCCCGAGAUCUGCACUUCGCUUUUUGGUGGACCUCCUUGUCGACCAAAGAAACGCAAUGGGACGUUUAUUGUGACGGUGUGUCGGUCAUCGGCGAGGGGCCAAACUUGUCCGAGAGCGCUUGAGGUCAGCGAAGGCGAGGCGGAUUCGGGUGGGGAGGUAGGGAAGGUUUUGAGGACGAUGGAGGCUCGCGUGGUCCCGGGUUUAGUUAAAUUGUCGGAACCCCAUUUCAGGGAAAUGGAUGACUGGGAUGUCGAGUUCAGGAUUCGGACGAGAGAAACUGCUUCCGGGAAUCGAAGUUCCAAUGGGCCAUCUGGACUGGAAAACUCCAUGCCCCCCAGACAUAUAGUCGUGAUCUCCCCUUUUACGGAGACGAUCUCAAUGAUUAGGUUGGAAAGGGCAGAACUGGCGGAGAGGGCGGCCAACUCCACUAGGACGAGGCGGUGGGACCAGAUCGUGUACUACGCCUCGAGAAGGGAGUACGGCGAAUGGCUUGAUGACGCUCUGGCUGCAUACGGUGAAUCCAAGAUGGUAGGGAUGCGGUGGUUGGAUUAUUCAUGGGAUACUCGCGUACAGGAAAGGAAUUAA